GGAGGAGGAAGCACUGCAGCAGACAUGCCGGGCCCGCUCUUCUUCAUCAUCACACUGACCGCUCUUCUGUCCGGCGGCGAUGCCUUCAGGUUGGGUUCGUCCCAGCGGGUCGUACCCAUCAGUCCUCCGGUGGACCGGCUCUUCCAGGACGAAGGCCCCGCCCAGCCUCACUUCAUCCAGGAAAUAGUCCGAACCAAACGCCACUCGGUCCAGGAGUUGGUGCGAGCCCAGCCUCAUCUGGUUCACGACAUGGGCCGUCCAGAGAUACAUGAAACGUCUCCUCAGGCCAAGAUGGACGCCACCAACUCCUCCCAGCUCCGGCCGGCGCCGCCUGCUGAUCAGGAAGUAGCCAGGACCCGGCCCGCUGUGGAGGAGAACCUCGGCGUGGAGGACGAGAUGGAGCGUAUGGUUCAUCUGGUGGCUCCUCAGGAGGCAGGAAUCUACAGGGGAAGAGCGGACUCCUCCGACCCAGAGAAGGAGCUCCUCGCUGGGCCAGGAGCUGGAGACGCCUCCCUGGAGGCCUCGUGCUUCUUCGGAACGGACAUGGAGGACAGAGACAGAGGAGAGGAGGGGGGAGAGGACAGGGGAGAGGAGAGGAGAGGAGGAGAGGACGAGUGGGAGAGAGACACGGGGGAGGACAGAGAGAGGAGAGGAGGAGGAGAGGAAGGAGAGGACAGAGAGAGGGGAGGAGGAACAGACGAUGCCACCCACACAAGCCCCGGUCUGGAUGCUCUGAUUGGCUACAGUCCGUCUCUCCGACCCUCCGGCUCCACUUUCCCCCCAGCUGAGGUGCAGGAUUCUGGGCUACAGGAGCACCGUGCAUCCCCGGUCCUGGAGGCGGGUCCUUUAGAGAGAGACCUGUGGGAGGCAGAGGGGGAGGAAGACAUUCACUCUAGUGGCUACGGAGGCUUCCACUCCUCCAUCACUGCAGCUAGUACUACUUCUACUACGUCUUCUACUACGUCUUCUACUGCUGGAGGAGGAGACGCUGCAGGAACUACCACCCCCGAGACCGACACAGGAACAGACUUUGGGCUGCUGGGAAGUUACUCUAAAGACGGGACAGAGGAUGAGGAGACGGAGAGGGACGAGGAAGAGGAGGAAGACACGGGUCUGGUACACAAAGGCCUAUUUACCCAGAAUCCCACUGUGGCAGAGGUCGGUGUGGCUCCCAGCAGAGAGCCUCUGCAGCCCAGCGUGGAGGAGGAGGAGCUGGAAGAACACAAGUUCAAAGGGGUUAGACUGCAUGACAGUGAGGAGGUGGAGGAGGAGAAGUGGAGAAAGGUGGAGCAGGAAGAGGAGGGAACAAGAAUCAGACACAUGGUCCCGCUCACCACAGACCCCUCCCCCACCGUCGGCCUCACCAACCCGUCCUGGGAUUGGCUGGAGAAGACCACGCCCCUUCAGACCCCGAGGUCAGAGGUCAGGGGAGGAGGGGUCGCAGAGGUCCAUAACUUUUAUGAGAUGGAGGAGGCGCAGCAGGUGACAUGUGUCGACUGGAGCGAGCUGACUGGACGAGGAUACGUCAUCCUCAACAUGACGGACAACCUGAGCUGUGAGGAGUUUCGUGUGGACCAGGGCGCUCGGUUGUUGAAGGUCAUGGAGCGAGUAUUUGCUCGAAGAAUGAACAGCCCCGAAGGAUCAUGGGUAAUCUACCUCAGCAAGCCCACACACCAACAACACCAGCUGCUGAUGAACGUGGCGUCAGAGCUCGGAGUCAUCGCCACCAAGGAGGUGCUGAGCAUGCUGGGAGAGAUCCGGAAGAAGCUGAUUCAGCUGGGUAUCCAGGACUACAGCUCCGGCAGCAGCUGUCAGUCUCGUCCCAGUCAGACCCGCAGUGACUACGGGAAGCUGUUUGUAGUUCUGGUGAUCAUCGGCUCCGUCUGCACCGUCAUCAUCACAUCUGGAGUCGUCUACAUCUGCUGGCAGAGACGUCUGCCCGCCACCAAGACCACGUUCCGCGCUGAGGAGCUUCACUUCGUGGAGAACAGUUGCCACGACAACCCCACGCUGGACGUGACCAAUGACACCCAGCCUGAGAUGAGGGAGAAGAAGCCGAGCACCAAUGGGCUGUCGGGGGGGGGAGAAGGAGGCGGGGAGAAGAGCAGCCGCUGGCAGGUGUUUGUCAAUCAAGCAGCGACUGAGGAGGAAGAGGAGGAGCAGGACACACAUCUCUGAUGGAGGAGGAGGAAGAGGAGACGAAGGUCUUUGGUAGACUGAUGAGAAGAGGAGCCUAGAGAGAAGAAGAAGAAGAA
Messenger RNA from Anoplopoma fimbria (sablefish), 2255 nucleotides. It is a transcript of the gene podxl2, whose product is annotated as podocalyxin-like 2. The record is from RefSeq and is a predicted model, not a curated record. Lineage: Eukaryota; Metazoa; Chordata; Actinopteri; Perciformes; Anoplopomatidae.